AUGAAACUACCACUGGACCGGCUGGCACGAGCGAUGAAUCUGGACGAGCCCAGCUUUGGCGACAACUACAUCCAGGAGUUCGUGCUCGAGCACCUGGACCACGACACGGGCCCGAACGUGAAGCGGGAGGACACCAGCCCGACGGUGGUGCUCGGCGGCUCGAAGAACGUGUGGAACGGGAGUACGGUCGACGAGAACGGUGUCCUGGUGCCGAUCCGGCUGAAGGCGGUCGGCAAUGGAGGCACGGUGGUGGCGGGGCCGGGCGGUGGCUGGCAUCUGGAGGAGCGCAAGCUGCACGCCUGCUCGCCCGGCACGGCCGGUGAUCUGUUCACGCACGUCGGCGGUCCAACGCACGGGCAGCCGAUGCUGUUCAAUCCGCCGAUCAGUGGCGUUCCGUCGACGCCACCGGAAACGCCGCCCGUGAUCGGGUCCCCGAACUCCGCCGGUCCCGUGGUGGUGGGCGGUGGGGGUCAGGGGACUGUAGGUGGCACCGGCAGUGGUAAUACGGCCGGAUCGGGCUACGGAACCGGAGCGUACUAUGGGACCGGCCGGCCGCAGAGUGGGCUGGUCGAGGAGAUGAUGUUCCUGCCGCAGACGAUGCGGGGCGAGCAGCCGCUCGAUCUGCGGCCCCUGCACUGUGCGAUCGGACCGGAAGGCGAGUGGAUUGAUCGGAAGGAGUACGCCGGUGUGCUGGCCGUCAGUGGGCAGACCGGGCAGAAUGGUAUGCUGAUGGGCGGUGCCGGUGUGGUGGGUGGCAUCGGUGGCGGGGUGGGUGGUGGAGGCGCCGGUGUUGGCGGUGGCUUUGGGCAUCAUCAUCAUCAUCAUCAUAUCACGGCGGCCCAGCUGGAGUUCGGGCCGCUGAACAUGCACACGGCGUCCGGCCACCAUCAGCACCACCCGCACCACCAUCACCACCAUCACGGCCAUCACCACUCGCUGCACCCGAACCGACCACACUCGGUCAGUUCGACCAGCUCGACGAUAUCGCCCCGGAACGGAACGAGUAGCAGUGGCGGCGGCAGCUGCUACAAUGGGCUCGGAGGUGGCAACGGCCUGUCGUCGGAGGACCUCAUCAACGACGAGCUGCUGAUGACGUUGUCGGUCCGCGAACUCAACAAACGCCUGCACGGCUGCCCACGGGACCAGGUCGUGCGGUUGAAACAGAAGCGUCGCACUCUGAAGAACCGAGGCUACGCACAGAACUGUCGCUCGAAGCGGCUUCAGCAACGGCAAGACCUGGAACUCACGAACCGCCACAUGCACCACGAAAUGCAACAGAUCAAGUCCGAACUGGUAAAGAUCAAGCAGGAACGGGACGAGCUAAUGCAGACCCUGCAGAUGUACCAGCGGGACCAGCAGUCUCAGGCCAACGUGCUCCAGCAACAGCACCCACAGUAUCAGCAGCAGCAGCAGCAGCAAUCUCGGCAGCAGCAACAGCAUCCAACGUAUCAGCAGCAAUCUCGGCAGCAACAACACCAGCAACAACACCAGCAACAACACCACCAUCAUCAUCAGCAGCAGCAGCAACAGGGUGGGGCCCACCACGGCAACAAUGGUUCCUGCAAUGGCGGCGCCGGAAGUGGCAGUGCAGGAAGUGGGGCCGGUACCAACGGUAGCAGCGGGGCCAGCUCCGGACUAGUUCCUUCCGUGAAGCAGCUGAUCGCGGAGAGUGUCAGCUCGCAGGAGUAUUACGUAUGA
Molecule: messenger RNA, 1698 nt
Organism: Anopheles cruzii
Lineage: Eukaryota; Metazoa; Arthropoda; Insecta; Diptera; Culicidae
Gene: tj
Product: transcription factor Maf
Exons: 2
Coding region: 1-1698 (565 amino acids)
Biological process (GO): regulation of transcription by RNA polymerase II
Cellular component (GO): nucleus
Molecular function (GO): DNA-binding transcription factor activity, RNA polymerase II-specific; RNA polymerase II cis-regulatory region sequence-specific DNA binding
Source: RefSeq, a predicted model, not a curated record